AUGUCAACAACAAAAGAUACCACUAAUGUACCUAAGUGGUUAGAAGCCCAACUGUUCAUUGGCAUUCUGAAAGAAAAUGUACCAAAUUUUAAAGAAAUUAAAGAAUUUAAAGCAUAUGCUGGUCUUCCGGCUGGUGAAAAUUAUUCCACCGUUAUGACUCGGAUUGAGAUUGAUGUACUAUUGGAAGAUGGUUCAACGAUUACGAAAUUUUUUAUACUCAAAACCGAACAUGAAUCAGAACUCUACAAAGAAUUAACCGAAGGCACUGACUGCUUCCAAUAUGAACACGUCACAUAUCAAGAACUUAUACCGGCAUUUGAAAAAUUAUAUCGUCAGGCGGGUAAAGACAUUAGUUUCGGUGCAAAAUAUUAUAAAUUGCCCACCGAGAAAGGUCAUCUGCUAUUGGAGGAUCUGUGUCAACGAAAUUUUAAAAAUGCCAAUCGUUUGGAAGGUCUCGAUAUGAAACACGCUAAACAGGUGUUGAAAAAAAUGGCACAAUGGCAUGCCGUUUCGGCAGUCCAUAAGGAAAAUAUUGGUAAAUAUGAUGAGGAUCUAAUUAUCGGGGCCUAUAAUGAGAAGCUGCGUAAGGGGAUUAGCAGUUUCUUUGAGGGUAUGACCAAAUAUAUGUUACGCUGUCUGCAUUUAUAUGAAAAUCAUGAAGACUACAAGGAGAAGAUUGAAAAACUCCUCCACUGUGUCAUCGAUGAGCUGUGGAAAGCCACCAAGGUGGACGAAACGGAAUUCAAUGUCCUCAAUCACUGUGAUUGCUGGACCAACAAUAUCAUGUUCCAAUACGAUGAGGCGGGCCAAUUAUUGGACAUCUAUUUUGUUGACUUGGCAAUGCCGAAAUAUGGCAGCCCCGCCCAAGAUUUAAUGUAUUUUAUUUUAUCUUCUCUGCAAGCUGAUAUAAAAAUUAAACAAUUCGAUCAUUUGAUACAAUAUUAUCAUGAAAAUUUAUUGGAACAUCUAGAACUGUUACAAUAUUCGAAGUCAAAACCAAGCCUCAGGGAGCUGCACAUGCUGCUGCAUAAAUAUCGCAUUUGGGGUUACUGCACAACAGUUGGUGUCCUGGCCGUUGCCCUGCUAGACUCUUCGGAAAUAUCGACAUUUGAUAAUUUUCUCGGAGACAGCGAUGAUGGUGACAAAUUCAAAUUGAUGAUGUUCACCAAUAAACGUUAUGUCCAACAUGUCAAUGUCAUAUUGCCAUGGUUGUUAAAUCGUGGUGCAUUGGAUUUUUAA
This is a messenger RNA of Musca vetustissima, 1239 nucleotides long. RefSeq lists its product as uncharacterized. The transcript has 4 exons. The coding region runs from base 1 to 1239 and encodes 412 amino acids. The record is from RefSeq and is a predicted model, not a curated record. Lineage: Eukaryota; Metazoa; Arthropoda; Insecta; Diptera; Muscidae.